CUCUCUCUCGACCCGUUGCUUUGAAUCCAGCUACGCCACACCUCACUUGACCCGCCCACCACCCAUCAUGGCAAACACAUCGGUGAAAGGGCGGCCAAGUCAACAGAAGGGCGUAGUGAGCAGGCUGAUCGGGGCUCCUGUCCUCGCCCUGCUGCUCGUUCUCGCAUCGACGGCGCAGACGGUGGGCUUCAAGCUCUUGGGCUACGCCUUUGGCCCCUUUCCCUUUGUCAUUCUCAUCACCAUGUCGGCUGCCUUUGUGCCACUCUUUGGCGUACCGUAUGCCAUCGCUCGCUGGCGCGGGGUCAUCCCUGCCGAGACCCGCACCUUCCCGCUCCGGCCGUACUGGGUCAUCGGCGGCCUUAACGCCGCCAACGGCAUCCUGCUUAUCUUUGCCAAUCCGCACGUGCCGGGUGUUGUGCAGGCAGUGCUGGCUCAGGCUGGUGUGCCCAUGGUCUUCUUUCUCUCGCUCUGGCUCCUCCGCACCAAGUAUGCGCCCGGUCAGUACGCAUCGGCAGUCGUCAUUGUCGCCGGCAUCAUCGUCAGCCUCGUGCCGUCGCUCAAGGCUGAUGGCGGCGACGACUCGGUGCCCGGCUCGGCUUCUUCGCGGCUGAUGUGGUCGUUGGCAUUUCUCCUCGGUGCGCUCCCGGCCUCGCUCGCCUCGAUCUAUCAAGAGCGCAUGUUUGCCCACGCUCGUGUCCACCUUCUCGCACUCAUGUUCCACUCCUCGGUGGCGCAGUUUGUCUCGCUCGCCUUUGCUCUUCCGCUGGUCUUUAUUCCUUCGUUUGGUACGGUGUCCCCGGCAGCCUUUGGCCCGCACAUGGCGGCCGCCUUUGGCUGCCUCAUCGGCAACGAUCCGCCGGCGCAACUCGGCUACAACGACCAGGUCCAGUGCUCUAAAGCCGGCAUUCUCAUCCUGGCCGUCGUCGGCUUUAUGCUUACUGCCAACUUUGCGUCGGCGGCGACGACCAAGUAUGCCUCGGCUUCAUUUAUGAUCUUUGUCUCGACCGUCGUCACGCCCGUCUCCUCGUUCGCCUUUACCUUUUCGUUCAUCAUGGGCUCGCACGCUGAGUCUCUCUCGAUCUUCGCCUACAUCGCGCUCGUCCUCCUUGUCGCCGGCAUCUUUGGCUUUCGCUACUUUGACGUGCCGCAAUACGAGGAGACUGAGCUCGAGCCGCUGGUUGUCAACCAGGCCGGCUCGCCGGCCCGCCGCGGCCGCUCGGCCUCGCCUGGUUCCUAUCCGGGCGACGGCUCGCGCAUCCCGCUCUCGCGCCCGAUGUACAUUCCGCGCGCUGGCAUCAUCACCCUCAACACGGCUGAUCCCACUGCUCGGGACGCCACCACCCUGCCGGUCGUCAUUCCUGCCGCCCGCCCACACUCGUACACCUCCCACACCGCUGCCCGCGCCGGCUUUUCGCUUCUCCGCGGCAACCUUGGUGCCUACGAUGGUGUGGCCGCCUCGAUGUGA
This is a messenger RNA of Thecamonas trahens ATCC 50062, 1465 nucleotides long. RefSeq lists its product as uncharacterized. The coding region runs from base 68 to 1465 and encodes 465 amino acids. The record is from RefSeq and is a predicted model, not a curated record. The transcript has a single exon. Lineage: Eukaryota; Apusomonadida; Apusomonadidae.